This is a messenger RNA of Sclerotinia trifoliorum, 4950 nucleotides long. Lineage: Eukaryota; Fungi; Ascomycota; Leotiomycetes; Helotiales; Sclerotiniaceae. The record is from the annotation of a GenBank genome assembly.
AUGCUUUGCAUAUUUUCAUGGUAAAUACAUGAGCAUCUAUCACAACUCGCAUCCUAAGCAUAGCCUCGUCGCCUCAUCUGUCGAUCUCACGUCCUAGCGUUGCGCCUGAUCGACCAGAGCCCCGGCAUCUGAAGCCAAAAAGGUUACCCACACUCAAUGUUCCAUCUAGAUCGCUACCUACCGUAUCUGUUGCCCUGAAGAGAGAAAAGGAAAUUGAUAUUAUUGAUACACAUUAUGAUUUUGAGUGGAUCCAGAUUUAAGAGCGAGAGAGAGCUAACUGAACCUCUUUUGAUCAACUGCAUAUCAGAUUGCAUGACUGCACACUUACAUAUUAGCAGCGAAUGCCCUACCGGAAAAUAGAUUCCCUCCCCACACUUUCUAACAUCACCAUCUUGCUUCCUAUCCUCACUCGCCUGGUUGAAUCGACACUAUUGCAUAGAUUACUUGGACCCUCUUUCUCCACCAUAUCGUUCUUGUUCAUGCCAUUCGUCGCUCUAUAAUAACCAUUGAAGAGGUCUAUCAUCUCAUUGGCUUUAACGAGUAAUUGCGCUUGUUCUAGUUCCAAGUCUCCGCUUUCCAGCCAGCCACCGAGUACGUUAUUUUAGUUAAAUUCAGACCCAACAGACAUAACAGAACAAGUUUUUAUUCUUGAGAGUUCGAACCUUAGUUCGCUUUAGCCAAGCAGUAAUCAACUUUGCAGCCGUGUCUAUCUACUACGGCCAACGCACCGUACCUGACAGUAGUCUAACUUUGAAAAGUGGCUGGUGUGAGGCAAAUAUCUCGGAGCAUUCUAGGUCCAUUGAUUGGUUACCAGCAGUGGAAUAAUUCUCGACAUACUUAGAUCGGUUUAAGUAUAGUCAGAAUAAUCAGCAUCAAGCACGCGGACCUAAAAUUUGGAACUUCAUUAGGUCGCAAAGUCAUACCGAAGUGUCAAACAUGUCAGUAUAACCUUCUCUUCGUAUCUACCUAACCAUCAUCCGGCCAUCCGUCUAGGUCACACGCUUCGAUGGAAUGGCUGGGAAUCAAUGAAUGAAAUGUAUGAAUGAAUAAUGGAAUGAAUAAAUGAGUACAUACAUGGAGAGGCGUAUGGACACGGUUAGAUGAUCUAAAGCUUACUGUACACUAUCUGUAGUAUCCUCGCGCACCUUACUCGCUACUGCUAGUGCUAUUCGUACUUUGAUGGCAAGUUUCCAACACUUUUAAUUGAAAGAUCCGUGCCUUAACGAGGAUCUUCAAAGGAAAGGUGUCGACUUGAAGGAUAUCCAUCGUACUAUCAAAAGGUAGAUCCAACACGAGAAGUUCCCCAUGCAACUCUACAUCUUUCGAUUAGCCUCCUUCACCAUCUAAACGCCAUCUCACCACCAUCGUCUUCCAAACAAUACUGCACGUUCUUUGCAUUUUAAAUUAAACACAAAAUACGUCCAAGACUCGACGUUUGAGAAGUCAGAGCGUGCUCAGAUACCGGAGGAACUUUAAAGUUCCAUUAAGAUUUGAGGAAGGAACCUGGAACCCAACGGCGCCUUCUCAUCUUGACCAGCCACUGCAGCCGAACUAUCCCAAAAAGUAUGUCGCAUAUUGAUAUUUCUUUCAUCUCAUCUCCAUAACUCUAUCUCGACUUCACUAUUCGAAAAAUUUUAAACUCAAAGAAUCGGGAACUGACCCAAGUCAGGUGCAUGAUCAUUGAUCUCCGACAGUCAGCCAUCAAUUCAUGCACAACCAUUGGCAAGAAAUCAUCGACGCUUUCCUAUCUUACCUCGCAGUAGACCAAACUUAUUCACGGAUCGAACCGACCUUCAACGUCUUCUGAUAUUCCUCAGGGAAGAAGGUAAGAGACGAGACGACUUGAUUUAUUUCCAAUUUCCUGUAUUUGAUUCCUGCCCGUGGAUACAUUCAAAGUUCAUUCACAUGGUCUAAUCUUCAACAACUUUACACACUCUAGCCAUUAUCAGAUUUGAGUGUUUUGGAGUUUUUCUUGACUUGAUUAUAUUUGAAGAUACUAUCACAUUAGUAUCAUCAAUCGAUUCGCCUUUCCUUCUUCUAGAUCUUCUAGACACUCGGAAGAGAAUUGGCUUGUUGCACAUCUUAAUUUAUCCAUGAACCUGGUUCUCCUUCCUUACAACGUCAGAAUAAAGUCGAAAAGCCCCUCCGUAGUUACACCAGCCAUCCAGCCAGCCAGCCUGCGGUCAAAUUGCAGCGAGAUCAAAUUGAGAGGAACGUUCAACGUUGUCGCAGUGCGGCACACAUUAUCUCGAUACCCUAGUGAUAUUUGCCCUAUAAGCUAUAUUUCACAGGGGACUUGCUUGUAUUGAAGGUCAAGGAUAGUCCUAGGAGUUAGUGACGAGGUCUAAACCACAGGAGAAACUCGAUUGACACCUUAUUUCCGCUGCAUUUCUGUUCUCUUGAACGAAACUGUGCUAGCCAACCUAUCGUUGAUCAAUCUAGCACUCGUUCAAUUGCCGUCAAUUUCAUCUAAUUGUCGUCCAAGUGCUAGAGUCGAUCAACUCAGGGUCCUCAUCUUCCUAUAUUUUCUUUUCGCGUCCUUCUUUAUCCCGACGAAAAUACUCAGACCACGAUACAAUACUUUCUCGGGCGUUUUCUGAGCAGAAAUAAAUCUCAAAUUUUCUCUCUCAAAGCUGCUAUCUCCAAGACACCAAGGUAACUAAACCCUCCUCCCUCUUUGACUUCAUGGAUACCAUUGACAGGGGUAUAAAGGCUGCGAACUCUAGUAUCGAGGAAUAAGAUAGAUAGAACGCGCCGAAUUUGCAGCGAGAAGAACCUAUUGAGACCUCCACCCAGACCGAAUCAUCAAGCUGGCCCUCUUGCACUCAAAGCCGUAUUCCGUGUGGGUGGCGCAUCGAUUGGAUUAGUCGGCGGGAAGUAGUUUGUACACUUUUGAAUUGGAAAGGAGAGAAUGGACGACAAUAACCGUCGAAGAAGGCAGAAUGAGCCACCAUAUUCUGCUCAGGACCCCAGAUAUGCUUCAGAUCAGAGCCAAGGUCGUGGCAUUCCAUACUCCAUAUCGGAUAGACAUCGAUCUGGAGCGACGACGGGGUCUCCAUCAAUGAAUCGUGGAGUCGGGCCAGCUUCAGCAUAUACUACUUCUGGAUACUACGAGCCAACUUCGAAUUUUUCGACAGGUAUUUCGUCAAAUCCUUUGCAAUACUCAUCCAAUUAUCCUCCGGAUCAAAGACAACAAUCAAGUUUCUCAGAUUAUAACGCCGGAAUGAUGUACAACAGUGUCACACAACAAACUCCACAAAACGGCAUCUAUGACAGUCCGCAAUUUCAGGGGCGGCAACCUGCAGCAAUGCAAAUGAUGCCGGAUGUGGCUGCGCCCUACCUCUCAAAUGACCCGACCAAUACUCCAGGAACUCAGCAGUACGCUUCCUCAAACGCAUCUACACCUUAUCAACAUCACCAACAAAGCCCAGGAGAUCGCACCACAUUGAUCCAACAAUCAUAUUCGGCACCCGUAGGAUUAGGUGGAAUGAGUCAAGCACCUGGAACAGCCGACGUUAUGGACACCGGAAACCUGCAGCAACAAGGGGCAGGGGGCAUGGAAGAGGCCUAUUCGACUUACCAGACGGCGCUCAAGCAAAUCUUCAAGAACAUCAUCGAUCUUCGCCUUGCAGAAGCAAGUUCGUCUUUACUUGAAGUCUCGGAUUGGCUACUCGGACACGUAGUAGAGUUAGGUAGGUUAAGAUUUCCUCUGUUCAAUCUCACCCACUAAUAGUUUCUGAUGAAGGCCUCACUGUAGAUGAAGUUGCGCUUCAUGGCGAUCGACUUCGACUCUGGAACGAAUUUAAUGCGGCGUGGUUGAGCAUCUUUACUAAACAGCACGAUUUUCUCGAAUCAGGUCAGCGCACACAGCCACCGCAAACACUCAUGUCCUUGGAGUUUAUUGGUAAAAUGGGAACCAACUUGACACGAAUGUGCGAUUCUGUCGAGAAAUACGGUUUGGUGGAUUAUCAAUAUGGGGUUGGAGAAUCGCAAAUCAUGGAUAGUAAGUCCAGAAGAAUAGCAGAAAUCCUAAUGGUCGUUUGUUUAUCUAACUAUGAUUUAGUUCUCCUGAGCUGCAAACAACUCCAAGAAACCCUUGAAGGACCCGGAACCCCUGAUGAAGGCGCAUCCGCAAACUCCAACGUCGGUCGAGCGCCACCAUGAUAACAGUAUAUCUUUCUUUUACCACUUUUCGCUCCUGUUCUCCCUACUUGAAAAAGCUCUGUUUUGAUAUACCAGUGUAAAGCAUAAACUUACAUUUUUUUCUCCGCGGCGUUAUUCUCGUCCAAUUCUUCGUUUUGCUUUGUCAAUAUCGAGAUUUAACUUCUUCCUUUCCUGCUAAUCAGGACCACUUCAUGUGGUACUAAUACUUGGGUGGGAAAUUUGAUUUCAUCUUCUCGAUUUGACAUUUUGGUGUUGGUGGGUUCUCUGUAUGCAUAAGGUGAAGGGAUUGUCACUGGCGGACUAUUUGCGGGUGGGCGGCAUUCUGAUUUUUCGAUGAAGCUAUGUUUCUAUGUUUCUAUGCGCAAUGCUUCUUUUAUUACGAUGUUUGUAUGAUGAAAAGGAAAGGGGGAAAGGUUCUGGUUCGCAAAUGAUUUGGGAAAGCAUGGGGUAUAUGAAUGAAUGGAUGUUUUUAGCGUCUUGUUUUCUUUCAUUAUAAUAUUGUACGAAGUGGUUUACUAGAGCUGCCGUGCAAUGGGAGGGCUUCUAGGCUUGGGAGUAUGAUUAAUUAACCGGGCUACUAGGCUCGCAAGGAAAGGAAUGCAAUGGAAUGGCAGACCGGCUUCUAGGCCCACGGACCUGAACGAACUAAAAAGGGUGUAUGGGGGUUUUAUGGAGCGAAUGAAUAAUAUAUCUUUUAGGGUAUUAACGUCAUAUCUAUCAGGAUAUGACGGCAAUUAAUUGCAAUCGAAUUAGCAUGCGUAUGGAUACGCCGGAAGAGAUGAGUGC